UUGUGUCGUCGGUGUUUCUAGUGGUGCACGGAUUUAUUUGUAAAUAGAAAGCGUCCAGACGAAGGUGUGGUGUUUGUUGCCCCGCGUAAAACAUGUCGAAUGUUACGUUCUGCUAGAGAACAUCAUCGAUAGGAAGUUAACGCCGUUUUGUUGAUGCAGACGUACGUGCGCCCGUGCAUUGCCAACCCCCAUUCAUCAUUCCAACAUGUCGCUACGGAAGGGAGGCCAUGUACGGUGGGCGUUCGAUCUCGGCGGCUGGCGACCUAGUUUGGCGGAUCUGGUGCUAGCGACGGCCUGCAUCCAGCCGGAGGAGAAGAUUCGCCUGCAGCGGUUCGUAUUUCGCGAUGACUUCAAUGCGUCGCUCAUCGGGCGGCUGAUGAUGCGCCGCUUCGUCCAUCUAGCGACCGACCUGGCGUACGACGAGAUCGCGUUCGAUCGCGACACCAAGGGAAAACCGUUUCUGAAGAACGAGGGCGUGGCCGUCGAUUUCAACGUUUCGCAUCAGGGUCGGUACGCGGUGCUGGCCGGGCUUGCGACGAGCAGAACCGCCGGGAAUGCGGCGCCCACCAAGAUCGGCUGCGAUGUGAUGAAGAUCGAGUACGGUGGCGGGAAAUCGCUGGACGAAUUCUUCCGCCUGAUGACGAGAAACUUUUCCGACGAAGAGUGGCAGUACAUCCGAAGCCGCGGGGACGAACCGGCCCAGCUGGAGGCGUUCAUGCGCAACUGGUGCCUGAAGGAGAGUUACGUGAAAAACGUUGGCGUGGGGAUUACGAUUGAUCUGAGGAAAAUUAGCUUCCGGAUGCGCUCGGACCUGUUGGCUCGCGAUCGAGUCGCCAGCGAUACGACGCUGCGCGUCAACGACGAACCGAUGCAGAGCUGGCGCUUCGAGGAAUCGCUGAUCGAUCGGGAUCACUGCGUCGCGGUCUCGCUGGAAAAUGCGCCCGCCGAGGAAGAUCUGAGUGGCAAUUGCUUUGAGAUUAUCGAUUUUAAAACGCUCGUCGAGGGCCACCGGCCACUGCUGGCCAUCGAUGAGAACUACUGCGAGGGUAUUAUAAGCAAGGAGUAUAAGAAGGCCAAGUAACUAUGUGAAUGCUGGCAGUCUCAUUUUUUGUGGGUUGGUGGUGGGUUUUAUUUAGUCAAUAGGCACACCGAUGUAACGUUUGGCCAUUCUCAGUAAAACUCCAAGCGAUAGAGGAGGAAGAAACAUAGGUUAAGGUGUGUUCAGGAUUUUUGUUAUUUUGUGUACGUAAAAUAAAUAUAUAUAGCUGAGGGAAACGAACCCUCUG
Anopheles coustani is the source of this 1286-nucleotide messenger RNA. Its product is annotated as L-aminoadipate-semialdehyde dehydrogenase-phosphopantetheinyl transferase. The record is from RefSeq and is a predicted model, not a curated record. Gene Ontology annotation, cellular component: cytosol. The transcript has a single exon. Gene Ontology annotation, molecular function: magnesium ion binding; holo-[acyl-carrier-protein] synthase activity. NCBI's taxonomy places the organism in Eukaryota, Metazoa, Arthropoda, Insecta, Diptera, Culicidae. The coding region runs from base 206 to 1081 and encodes 291 amino acids.